GUUGACUUGGAUCAUGUACGUUCUUUUUCCAUGGUGUUGAGGCGUCGCAAUGAGACGACCAUCCUUGCCAAUCACAGUUUAGCGUGCGCGGCAACGACGAUCGUGCCCCUGGCGCGCCGCAUGUUGCUUGAGUGAUUCCAGACUGCAUCCUUCACCCGACACUAACAGCCACCGCCCAACACCCGCCUCCACCUGCCUUUACUCGACGUCUACCUAUAUCGCAUUCAAGAUACGCAUACAAUUCGUGUAUCGUGCCCCUCAUUCUACCAUCCUACAGCGCUCGACGCUCGCUUCCAGGUCACACCGCUGCCUGCCCGUCAAUCGUUGCCCUCACAAUCCCUCACCAUGACGCGGAUAUUACUUCCCUUUGCCGCCGUCGUCGCUGCCCUUUCUCCGCUCGUCGAUGCCGGGGUCAAAUUCACAUCACCGAAAGCGGGCGACAAGAUUGCGGCUGGCGGAGCCGUCACAGUAAAAUGGGAAGAAGGUGGCACAGGACCGAAGCUAACAGACCUGACAACGUAUGAGUUGCAGGUAAUUGUGGGAGGCAAUGAUGGCACUGAGCAGUUCCCAGUGGGCGUCAUCACAACAAGCGGCGCGUUCACAGCGGGCAACACAGCCUCGGGUAGGAUUGAAACAACUCAGUCUGAAGAUUUGAAAGACGUCAAUGCCUACUUCAUCAAGAUGAUCGCAGUUGGAAAGACUGGCGGUCAGCUCCUCACCUACUCCGAUCGCUUCUCCUUCAGUGGCAUGACAGGCAAGAACGUUCUGAGCGACGCUGUCAAAGCCGCCGUCAAAGACAUUGACACCACAACCGGGCCACCGACCGUAGACACGACGACCGAUGGGACGAAUCCUGCUGACGCCGAUCCGGUUGAUGACGACGUAUACAAGGUGGACUACGCAAUGCAGACGGGCUUGACGCGUUAUGCGCCCAUGCAGCCUGUACCGCCCACAAAGGUUACCGCCAAGAACACAAAGCCCUUGUACCCUACAAGCAGCGUCAAGAUUGCAAAGACGAGGCUGCCGAUCCCGAGCCAAUUGACUACGCUUACGCAGAGUCAAACCUUCUCUGUCAAAAGCAUGGAGAACACGGUUGCCGCAGCUCCUCACGCCACCGAUGACAUGGCCAAAUUCCUGAGGCGCUGGCAGGACUAGAUUUCCCUCUAUCACUUCCAUUACCGAUUCGACAACGAACACAUGGGACGAAACAAAGCGACUGUGCUCCAUCGUACGACAAAGCAUAAACACCCACCUCUCGUGCCAAGAACUUCGGGUCGGUAUUUCGGAGCCAUAUACCGCAUUUGCUAGCUCGGCUGCAGCAUGGACAAUUGCGAUUUUGGUGGCAUCAUUGAUCUAACGCAUGGAUUGACAACGGCAUGAUGGACCGGCGUUUGGGGAUCGAGCGUGUUUUGCGGCGUCAGACGACUUGUUGUGGGUUAAGGAUUUAGACAUGAUUAUGUACUACUACGAAAAUUAGCGAAGCGACAUGCAUAUCUGUACAUCCAACAAAGAUUCGCGGCGUGCAAUUGAUGAUCGC
Molecule: messenger RNA, 1537 nt
Organism: Alternaria rosae
Lineage: Eukaryota; Fungi; Ascomycota; Dothideomycetes; Pleosporales; Pleosporaceae
Exons: 4
Coding region: 346-1155 (269 amino acids)
Biological process (GO): cell wall biogenesis; (1->6)-beta-D-glucan biosynthetic process; fungal-type cell wall organization
Cellular component (GO): extracellular region
Source: RefSeq, a predicted model, not a curated record